AUAAAACACACUUUGACGCUUGAACGAAAAAUGACAGUGAUAGUAAAAUUGAGGUUAAUGGGGUUUGUUUUGAUGAUUUUAGGUUGUUUUAAUUGUUGGUGUUGAUAAUUAUGUUAUUGCAAAAUACUCUUUAAAUAAAAACAUUUUACAAGUUGUUAAAAGUAAUUGUGAUAAAUAGGGCAAAUGAACAUGUCAUCACUACUUUUUUCGUUGCCGGAGUUUUAUAACUCCUACAAAGCUUGGGUCAGCAAAAAUCCAACAUCUGUAGGUGAUUGGGAAAAUAUUGCAAAAUGGGUAUCAUAUUUUGUAGCAGGAAGAUUAAAUAACUCCCAAAUAGUAUCUGAGCUUAUAUAUUGCCUCUCAAAUCUACUGGUAAUGCUAAAUGAUAUAAUAAUAAAAAAAUCAACCCAUAUCUAUUCAACUGCUCCAGCAGACAAGGUGAAGCUAUGGCUAACAGUUGUUGAAUACUCUGAAGUGUUUCUGGAGUUAACGGCUACAAAUUUGUGUGGGAAUGUUGGAAAAUGGAUUGUUGUUACAUCAAUACAGAUAUUUAAAUGUGUGUCAAGAUUAAUACUAAUAUAUCAUUAUAAGGAGAGUAUGGUAGAGCAUCCACCAAUUCCAUCAUUAAACAGACAAAAUUUGAAGAACCCCAACUGCUCAAAUUCAAUAGCUGAUACAUCUUGUGGGCAGUUUGAAGCUGUUUCAUUUACUUUGAGGAGGUCAGGACGUAUUAUAAGAAAAGUGGAUGCUGCACCACCAGUAGGAAUAAGAACCUGGAAACCAUUACAACCACCACCCAACUAUAGUUGUGAGAACGAUCAGAGUAUUGAACAGGCCUUAGUUGGCAAACAGCUUAUAGCAGAGAUCAUUUUCAUUGUAAAACCUAUGGUACACUUGGCAUCAAUGGCAUGUUUUGGAACUAGAGCUUGGAAACCAUACUUCAUAGCACUUGCUAUCGAUUUGAGCAGCCGCGCUGAAGUUUGACACUCGACAGCCAACUAUCAGUUGAGAAAGACGCACCAGAUCGGUGCAAGAUCAACUGUAAGUACAUCGCAUUGCAGGAGCUGGUUUACUCAGUAGUCCAAGAGACCAAGAGAUGGCUUGUGGAGUAGUACAGUGAUGGUUCUACAAGCUUGCAGUUAUACAAAUCCUGCAAAAGAAACAGCUUGUCAACAUUAACUCAGCAGCAAAGAUUGCAGCUAUCAAAAAGGACACUGCUUCUAGUGAUGUACUUGGUGAGAUCUCCGAUGUAUGAAAAAUACAGCAAAGACAAAAUCAAUGGUCUACUGUUAGGUUUAAGCAAGUAUGUACCACUAGCGAGGUUGAUAUGUGACCCAUUGAGUCAGUAUAUGCCCUACUGGCAGAGUAUGUAUUUCCAUAUGUGGUCAAAAUAAGGUUUAUGGAAUUUGUGAUCUUUAUUAAAGGUGUGGUGAUAUUGGGUAUUGAUUUCAUUGAUUAAGAUGUAUUUAAGGGGACUACUUUUAAAAUAAGGACCGUCGCCAUUACGUUUUAGGUCUCUGUCGGGUCGGUUGUGUGGGUAUACGCUUUGUUUAUUGCCAUGGCAAACAGCUAACCCUCCGAUUGUGAAGAGCGUUCAGAUAUUCGUUUUAUAAACGCAAAAAAGUUCAUCCUGCUAAAAGUCACCAGCAGCUUGGUGAAUUAAGAGCGGAGCCUGCUCUCUAGCGGCGUUUUUCUGCUUUACAACAACGUUCAGAAUCACGGCAGGAGCUUAAACGCAACUGGAUCAUCGACCAUACAGCCCUAACUUGGCACCAUCAGACUAAUAUUUUGUUUCCAAACAUCAAGGAAUUUUUGUUGGAAAGUGCUUGGAAAAUGAUGACAUGUUGAAAGAAAUAGUUUCCAACUGGUUCAAUGGUCAAGCGGCAGCGUUCUUUGAUGACGGGAUCCAAAAGCUGGUAUCCCGUCUUAACAAAUGUUUGUUUAUGGUGACUAUGUUGAAAAAUAAAAAAGUGUAUGUCCAUCACAAAACGGUUUUUACUUAAAGAAUGGCCCUUAUACGAGUAUAAAUAUGAUAGUUGUUAAUAUGGGGUCGCAGAAUUUUGCUAAACCUCGAGAUAUCUGAGACCAGUAAAACAUCAAGGUUUUAUUCUGCAGUUUCAUAUUUCUGAUUUCUUUGAUAUUCUCACUAUCUUCAUUUUAACAACCUCCCUAAUGAAUAUUUAGUUAUGUAUAUAAAUGGAUUAUUCUUCAGUAUUUUUGUAACUGAAACUGGGCUACUUGAAAUUUCUAAAAAGUAGUUAUUUUCAUCAUAUGAUUUAGUAGAAAUUCUAAAAAUACUUUUUUUGACAUACCUUUGAAUUAAUUAAAUACUCUAUUAUUUAAAAAAAUAUAUGUUAAAUACUUGAAACAGUUGACAUGACACGCUGUAUUUUGGGUCAAAGAUAUGUCAAAUCUAUAAUCAUAUUACAUAUUUAUAGUUUAUGUGUAUAGUUCUUGAGUUUUUAUUUUAUUAUCGAAAUAUUAUUUCUGUACUUUGAAUGAAUAGAUUUUUGCUAUUUGAUUGAGUUUACAUUAUAGUCGCGAUAAAGUGUAGACGAUCUUCUAUUUUUGAAUUAUCAAGCAGUACAAUCCAAGCAUGUGCAGAGUAAUUUUACAUUGCUGUCACUACAUCUGAAUCAAAUAUUCUCAGGCUUCUUCCGCUAACCAUACAGCUUAAAAGAUAAUUUUAUGCCAUUGUUUAACAUUUUCUACCUGAAGGUAGCCAACUUAUACUAUAUUCCCUCGUCCGAAAUUUUAUUCGAGAUGAAAUCACAUACCGUAGCGUUAUUUAUGAGAACUUGCCACAGCUAUGUUUAUCCUCUCAGCAAUAAUUAGUAAUGUACUUUGAAAAGGUUAGUGUUCGUAGAUGUCGCUGUAGCUAGAUGCUCAUAUAUAGAAUAUAUAGUUGGAAAACAGCGCCAUCUGCGAUUUCCAAAGUGGAUUCUUAAUUAUUGUGGAAAGGAGAAAGAAAGAUGUGACAAAUUCUCUCUCUUUUUUAAUGACUUGUGUCUGGCACAAAUCUGUUUCCAAUUUGCACAGGAAAUUAAUUGACAGUCUUUAUUAUAUUAUAACUAUAUUUCUGAAAAAAAACAUACUAUAUAAUAUGUAAGAAAAAUAUAUGUGUUUGGUAUAUACAAUAUAUAAAUCACAGAUAAUCAUUUGGUGUAUACAAAGACAAGGUACAACAGAAUGCAUUAAAAAUUACUCAGACUUAAUUAAUUGUUUAUGUAUCAACACUAACAUUCAAGGAAAUACAUUAAUUAAAAAAUGCAACAGAACGUUGAGAUUUUUUAUAGAGUAUUAAUAAAACUUUCUUUUAUUAUAGCAACAUCCAAGAGUGGCGUAGCUUAUCGACAAAUCAAUGUUCGUGUUUUUGUUGCACAACAGAAUUAAAU
This is a messenger RNA of Acanthoscelides obtectus, 3395 nucleotides long. The record is from the annotation of a GenBank genome assembly. NCBI's taxonomy places the organism in Eukaryota, Metazoa, Arthropoda, Insecta, Coleoptera, Chrysomelidae.